AUGGAAGAGGACGAAAUUAUUUCUCAUAUUUUGUUAGAUUUUAAUGGAAAAUUACAGCCAGAAGUUUUUAAUAAUAAGAUAUUUAUUAAGAUAAUUAAUUUGGAUAAAAAAAAUCCCUUGGUGCAAAUAAAUGAUCUCACAUUUAAAGGAACUUUUAAACCCUGUAUGGGGACAAGUCUAUUUUUCGAUGAAGUUGAAGACCCCAAAACCUCUAAUGAUAUUUCCAUCAAACCAUCUCCAAUCCACUUAAACCACAUUGUUUCUCAAGACAGAAUAUUAUCCCUUAAACAGGUAAAAUUAAAAAAGAAAAUUGAAGAUAUUAAUGAAGAUCAAGCAAUUAAAUUAAAUUUAAAAUGGAACUACAAAACCCUUCUGGAAAAAUUUGAAAAUGGGACUUUGGAUUUUAGUUUAAUUGAUGCAAGAAAUAACUUUACAGAAGAUAAAACUAUAAAUUCACAUGUAUUGGAAAUAACACAACCAGAAAGUUCAGGAGAACAGGAUAGCAAUUUAGAUCACCCAAAUGAAGAAUGUUUAAGUAAUGUAUCUAGUAAUCUAAUAUUAAACAAUAAAUAUCAAAAGUUAAAAAAGUUAGCUAGACGACCUGUAAAAAGAUUCAUAUUGCCUGAAUUAGUCACUAAAUGUGAACAAAAAUAUAAGGAAUCCUAUGAAUUGCACAAUAUAAAGUGUCAGAUUCAACAGCCAGCAAAUGCUUUCUUUGAAAAUCCUCUCCCAAUAAAUGAAGAUACUCUAUAUAAUGCAGUGGAUAUUGAAAGGUGUAUUUUAUAUGGAAUUAUUUUACCUUCAGAAAACAAUCCUCGAAUAUUAACUAAUAGAGAAAAAAAUGCCCUGCUCACUUUGGACAACUUUGAUAAUCUUUCACUGCCUGCAAGAUAUUAUGUACUUCAAUUGCAACUUCAAAAUUUGGAAGAAUAUGCUAAAAAUGCUCCCAAAGAAAAGUUAAAUAAAUGUGAUAAAUUUGGUAGGACUCCAUUAGAGACUUUAAAAGUUUAUAAAGAAUUAGUUAGUUGUCUUAAGAUGCUUGUUGAAUAA
Brassicogethes aeneus is the source of this 1050-nucleotide messenger RNA. The record is from the annotation of a GenBank genome assembly. Lineage: Eukaryota; Metazoa; Arthropoda; Insecta; Coleoptera; Nitidulidae.